Messenger RNA from Penicillium verhagenii, 18186 nucleotides. RefSeq lists its product as uncharacterized. Lineage: Eukaryota; Fungi; Ascomycota; Eurotiomycetes; Eurotiales; Aspergillaceae. The record is from RefSeq and is a predicted model, not a curated record. Gene Ontology annotation, molecular function: catalytic activity; phosphopantetheine binding. Bases 1 to 18186 code for a protein of 6061 amino acids. The transcript has 8 exons.
AUGGCUCAAUCAUCGCAAUGCUAUCUUCCUCGCUUCGCGACCGCCGUUGACGGACCCAAGCGCCCGGUUUCCAUGAAAACGAGACUGACUCCUUCUCAAAAUGCGCAGUUAUUAACCGCAUGGCACGAAGGUCGCCUCAACUCGGUAUUGCAAGCCACUUGGGCCAUUGUUUUGCAUUACUACCUCCGAACCGAAGACAUUUGCUUCGGCUACCAACACAUCGAUGGCGACGCCAUCUGCUCUCGAAACCAUGUACAGCGGUCCAACGUUGACAAUCUUUCACCGAUCCGACUUGCAAUCGACGAAAACGAUUCAGUUCAGCAAAUUGUAGAUAAAGUGUGGAAGCACCAGGGGUCUUCCUCCAAGAUCGGUGGAAAUGCGGAGGCCGGUUCCGACGGAUACCUGCCGUUCAACACAAUCUUGAUGCUCCGCACAUACAAAAAGUCGGAUACGGCUUCUACCAAACCAAUGCUUGCAACUGCUCUGCCCGACCAGUGCCAAGUUCGUCUCCAUGUGAAGGUUUUGCGUCGGGACAUCAACAUCUUCCUCGAGUGGCGCAAUGGCGAUAUGUCUGGCGAGCAAAUGAAGAGCGUCGCCAACAUCUUCCAGCCAGUACUCGCAACAGUUCUUUCAUCCGAAAACACCGCUGUUAGCAAGCUUAAUUUGUUUUCGGAGAAUGACUGGCAACGUAUUCAGAAGUGGAAUUCUCACACGCCAAAGCUAUAUGAUCGCUGCAUCCACGAGGCAAUUCAUGAUCAGGCUGUCAAUGGCCCAGACAGAGAGGCUGUUUGUGCCUGGGAUGGAAGUUUUACUUUUGCAGAGAUUGACCACCUCUCUUCAAAGCUGGCAUGCCACCUGCGCUUGCAGGGUGUUGGCCCUGAAAUCCGCGUAGCUUUGCUUUUCGAUAAAUCGAAAUGGAACAUUAUUGCCAUGCUCGGCGUCAUGAAAGCCGGUGGCGCCUUCGUCCCAUUGGACCCGACACACCCAACUUCCCGCCUUCAGCGUCUGAUUGAAUCCGUUAAGGCCCCAGUUGCACUGUGUUCGAUCAAUCGGGCAGAGGCCCUCCGGGCCGUCGUACAGACCUUAAUUCCUCUCAGCACCGAGACCAUGGAUCGUUUGGCGGACCCCGCCGAUGGCGUUGACCUUGCAUCUGGUGUCACCAGUCAGAAUGCCGCGUAUGUGCUCUUCACUUCCGGAUCAACGGGAGAACCAAAGGGAACCCUUUUGGAGCACCGAGCCUUCUUGUCCAGUGCAAUGGCCCACGGUCCUGGCCUUCUUAUCUCUCGUGACUCACGCUGUCUCCAAUUUGCCGCCCACACUUUCGAUGCCAGUUUGUCCGAGUCUUUGACUCCGCUGAUUCAUGGUGCCUGUGUAUGCAUUCCCAGCGGGGAGGCCCGGUUAAAUGAUAUCGUGGGCGUGAUAAAUGAAAUGCGGGUCGACCAUGCAUGCUUUACCCCGUCAUUCAUCGGCUUCAUUGAAAUUGAAAGUGUGCCUGGAUUAAAGGUUCUUGUGCUGGCUGGCGAGGCAAUGUCACAGUCUCAGCUGACGACUUGGUCAAAAAUUAAAUUGGUCAAUGGAUACGGGCCUACCGAGGCCAGUGUCGCGUCCGUGCUGAACACUGGCGUAACACCCGAGACCGACUGCAAGGACAUUGGUCUCCCAGUUGGUGUGAGAGUAUGGUUGGUGGAUCCUGAAAACACCGAUGAAUUAGUCCCCGUGGGCUGCCCAGGAGAACUCCUGCUAGAAGGUCCAACUUUGGCUAGAUGCUAUGUCAACAACCCCGAGAAAACCAAAGAUUCAUUCAUUUAUGACCCUGCUUGGACGACGAUGGAUACAUCGAGUGGCACCAACCGCAGAUUUUACAAGACUGGAGACUUGGUCAGGUAUAAUUCAGAUACGGGCUCGUUGAAUUAUAUCGGUCGCAAGGACACGCAAGUAAAAGUCCACGGCCAGCGAAUUGAACUGGGCGAAAUCGAGAACCAAUUGUCCAAGGACUCGAAGGUCACCCACUGUUCAGUUCUUUUCCCCAAAACUGGAUUCUCAAAUGGCAGACUGGCCGCUGUCAUUUCAUUUGCCGGUCUAUUGACAGAGCAGUCCAAGACCGACCUGGAGUCUUUGGCUUUGAUUCCCAGCGAAAUGAAGUCGGAGCUUAUUCCGGGUAUCCGUGAGAGGCUUUCAGCACGACUCCCUACUUACAUGGUCCCCGCUGUUUGGUUGUGCGUGGAGGCGCUUCCUCUUCUUCCUUCUGGAAAACUGGAUCGGAAAGGAAUCGCUGGUUGGGUUACCAGCAUGGAAAGUGACCCUGAUGUUGGAAGGACAAUUUCUAGUCCCUCGCUCGGAGUGGAGAUUUCUCAGCCUGCGAAUUCAACAGAGGAGGGCUUGGCUGCUGUCUACAGUCGUGUUCUCAACAUCCCACAGGCCAUGGUCAACCUGAACGAGAGUUUCCUGGCCUUGGGAGGUGACUCCAUUGCUGCCAUGACAUGCAUCGGCCUUUGCAAGAAGCUUGGUAUCGGCCUUUCUGUGCAGGACGUCCUCCGCAGUAAGUCCAUUCGUGACCUCGCCACUCGCGCCAAAGCGAUCGAUCACGGCACAACUUACCAUGAAGCUGUUGAGGAGCCCUUCAAUUUGUCGCCUAUUCAACUCCUUCACUUCGGCGUGCGUAAGGAGGGCGAGGGUCACUUCAACCAGGGUAUUCUCACACGCUUGAGCAAGCCUCUUGAAGAGAAGACCUUGCGCAAAGCAAUCGAGACUCUGGUCACUCGCCAUUCCAUGCUCAGAGCCAAGUUUGACCAAACUGGCGAUGCGACAGCAUCGGCUCAACGGAUCACACGGGAUGUCAAGAGUUCAUACAGGUGGCGAAUCCAUACCGUCGCUAACAUGGAUGCCAUCAAGCCUUUCAUUGGAGAGAGUCAGACUGGCAUCAACUGCUUCUCUGGUCCCCUUUUAGCCGUGGACUAUUUCCGCAUGCAAGAUGCGAGCCAGCCUCACAUCUUGUCCAUGACUGCCCAUCACCUCGUUGUCGAUAUCGUGUCUUGGAAGAUCAUCCUUGGAGACUUGGAAGAUCUUGUACUGAACCCUGAGAAGUCUGCCUCUGCUGAUGGUUCGCUGCCGUUCCAAACCUGGUGCCGUCUCCAGGAAGAACACUCCAAGAGUCUGGUACUAGAAGGCCGAGUUCCGAGUGACCCCUUGCCCAGCAUUGAAUUUGGUUAUUGGGGGUUGAAAGAUAACAAAACGACCUACGGCGAUGUCGACUGCGCAGUAUUCGAAAUCGACGAGGCACACACAAACUCCAUCAUCUUCGAUUGCCACAAAGCCCUCAAUACAGAGCCCAUCGACUUGUUCCUUGCAUCAAUGCUACACUCUUUCGGUCAGUCUUUCCAAGACCGCUCAUUGCCCGUCAUCUACAAUGAGGGACACGGACGAGAAGUCUGGGACCCUUCCAUUGAUAUUUCCCACACGGUCGGUUGGUUCACCAUUCUCCACCCAAUAUUUGUAAACGGGUACAAGUCCGACGAUCCCAUCGACACUCUCAUUCAAGUGAAAGACCUUCGUCGCCGCGUCAGCGACAAUGGUCGCGCCGAUUUUGCAAGCCGAGUUCUGAAGACCGGAGGUCCUCAGAGUGGUGCGCACCCCCACCCUUUCGAGAUGUCCUUCAACUACGUCGGUCAACAUCGUGAUCUGCAACGAGAGGAUGGUCUUUUCAACCUUGUGGACCAGAUGGCUGGUGAGACAGGCCAGGGUAGUGAUGCCGCUGACUUUGGCCGCAAUACCCCACGAUUUGGUUUGUUCGAAAUUUCCGCUAUGGUCGUUGCAGGCAAAAUUCGCUUCACAUUCUCGUUCAACAAGUACAUGCAGCACCAGGACCGUAUCCACUCUUGGGUCUCACAGUGUCAGAAGCAGCUUCUUAACCUUUCGGAACGACUUUCCACCUUGUCUCCUCGGUUGACUCUGAGCUCAUUCCCCAUGCUUACAUUGAAGUACGAUACCCUCGACAAAAUGCUGACUCAGAAGCUCCCUGCUUUGGGCAUCACAUCGCCUGACCUUGUUGAGGAUAUCUACCCCUGCUCGCGUAUGCAACAAGGCAUUCUGCUUGGCCGUACCCGCGACAGUUCUUACUAUGCUGUCCACGACACAUUUGAGAUCCAGGCCACAGGCUCGACUGCGCCCAAUGUUGACCGCUUGGUCGAGGCAUGGAAGCAGGUCGUUUCUCACCACGCCAUGUUCCGUACCAUCUUCGUUGAGAAUCUCACACCCCAUGAUCCAUUUUGUCAGGUCGUGCUCAAAGAGUACCAUUCCACUCCUGUGUCCCUGCAAUCCGCCGGGGACAGCGACGUCUUGGCCACUUUCGACGCUCAAGACCCGAAGGACUACAGUGAUCUGACCCCAGCUUAUCGCUUCAGCAUCUGCCAGACCUCAACGAACAGGAUCUUCUGUCGCAUUGAGCUGAGUCACGCAGCUAUGGAUGGUAACUCGAUCUCUAUUAUUCUGCGUGAUUUGCAGCUUGCAUAUGUCGGCAGACUGGAGGAGACCCGUCGGCCCCUGUUCAAGGAUUACAUCAGCUUCCUUCAGGACGCGCCGCAGAAGGCCAGCAUCGAAUACUGGCGUUCUUAUUUGUCAGACGCAAAGCCAUGUCUUUUCCCGACUCUCACGGAUGGCAAGGUCGUGACGCAGAAGAGCCUCCGGUCUAUGCCUGUGAACUUUGCGUCUGUGUCCCAGCUUCAAAGCGUCUGUGAGAAGAAGGGCAUCACCCUAUCCAAUGUCUUCAACGCCGCAUGGGGCCUUACAUUGCGUCUUUUCUGUGGAUCAGAUGAUGUUAGCUUCAGCUACAUGGCUUCUCUGCGUGACGUUUCCGCCGAUGGUGUCCAAUCUGUCGUGGGUCCAGUGAUCAACCUCAUGAUUUGCCGGAUGAAGAUGUCGAGCGAUUCUCUCCUCAGCGACGUCUUGCAGCAGAUUCAAGAUGACUACAUGGAGAGCUUACCAUUCCGACACAGUUCUCUGAUUGACAUUCAACAUGCCCUCAAGCUAUCCGAUGCCAACCUGUUCAACUCUGGUGUAUCAUACCGCCGCCUUCCUGGCGCGAAGGAUGCUGUGAGCAGUGACAUUCAGUGUGUCGAGGUUGGAUCCAUCCAUGAUCCAGCUGAGUUCCCAGUUUUCAUCAACAUUGAGGCUAUGGACACCAAGGCCAGAAUCGAUAUCAACUACUGGACCACCAGCCUCUCUGAUGCUCAGGCUCUCAAUGUCGCCAACACUUACGUGCAGUGUCUGGAGAGCAUCAUGACCCAGAUUGACAGUCAACUUCGGUCGCUCAAUGUCAUGACUCAGGCUAACAAGGCAGAUCUCCUCGCUUGGAACAACAAGAUGCCUCAGCCAAUUGAGAAGUGUGCUCACCAUGUUGUUCAGGACAUGGCUACCAAGAAGCCAGAGGCGCUGGCCGUCACAUCCUGGGAUGGAAGUCUCACUUACUCGAAGCUGGACCAGUACUCAUCUCGUCUUGCUAGCUACUUGGUUACCUUUGGUGUUGGUCCUGGAACUCUGAUCCCCACCUCCUUUGACAAAUCCGUGUGGCACCUUGUUUCUGUUCUUGCCAUUAUGAAAGCUGGUGGCGGAUGUAUUCCGGUUGAUUCCGCAAAGACAAUGAGCCUCAUUGAAGGAUGGGUGGUUGAGAACGCUGUUCAAGUUGCUCUCGCAUCCCCCGAUAAGGCACAAGUUCUUGAAGAGACCAUCCCCUACGUGAUUCCCGUAACGGAGUCGAUGCUUGAAUACCUCAAUGAUGAGCCUUUCUUGUCCGCUGCAUGCCCAAGCGAUGCCGCUUUCGUCGCUUUCUCUGCUGGAACUUCGCAGGUAGCUCGACCUGUCAUUCUUGAUCAUUCAGCCAUUAUGACCAGAGCCGAGGCCUUUGCUUCCUCCUUGAAGAUCACGGAUACAUCCAGAGUCCUUCAAUUCGCUCCUCACACCAGCGAUCUAUACCUCCUCGAGGCCAUUGGUGCAUUCAUUCACGGCGGUUGUCUCGGUAUUCCCGCAGAUGUACACCCAUCUAGUCUGGCGAAUUCCAUCAGCACCCUCCACAUUGAUACUGCGUGCAUUACACCCAGCGUUGCUGGUUUCAUCAGUGCCAAGGAUGUCCCCGGUCUCAAGGUCGUCGCCAUGUUUGGCGAGGUGCCGACCGAAAGAAAGCUGCAGAGCUGGCAAGCAGAGGACCUGCAAGUGCACCAGUUCUUUGGAACUGUUGAAAUGUCUUCUUGCUCUUUCCAUACAGCCAUCCUUCCCGGGCAUGCGACUGCCAUGAUCGGAUCGGCCGUAUCUAGCCUCCCUUGGGUUGUCGAUCCUUCAAACCACAACACUCUCGUUCCUAUUGGUGCCAUCGGUGAGCUAGUUAUUGAAGGGCCUGGCCUUGCAAGCCGCUACCUUUGCGAAGAAGAAUCGACCAAUUUCUUCGAAUCUCCAUCUUGGCUGUCCACACUUGAGGAGCAGGACGAAGUGACGUUUUCUCAGCCUCGCAAGUUCUUCAAAACUGGUGAUCUCGUCCGCUACAAUUCCGAUGGAUCUUUUGUCUUUAUCGGGCGGAAGAAGCUUGAUCGCCACUUUGUCGCGUGCUCCGAUCGCGUGGAUGUUGAACAGAACAUCGAUCUGUUUUUCGGGUCCAAGCGCCGCUCCGUUGUGGAUACCUUGUCCGUUGGUGGGGAAGACCGCGUUGUCGCGUUCCUUUGCGCCUCGGAGGUCUCCACAGCCAGUUGUGGUGAACAAGUUAUCCAGAAUUCGGCGCCCGAGUUGAAGGCCUCAAUCUCAGCAUUGCAUACUCAUUUGUCAACCAAAAUUUCCUCCAGCAAGGUCCCGAGUCUCUACAUCCCCAUUUCCUCCAUUCCCCUCACCCCUCUUGGUAAGACUAACUAUCAGAACUUGAACGCCGAGAUCCUGAAUUUGUCGUCUACUAUUCUUGGAUCUUUUGAUGUCAAGAAGUGGACCGGGACGAAGCCUGGAAGCAGGAUCUCUCGUCAAUCUUUCUCCAAUUCCAAUGUCAACUUCUGGAGGGAAUACCUCGCCGACAUUGAGCCAUGCAACUUCCCGGCAAUUUCCCAAGAAACCGGCAAGAAGGGUCGCUCCACCCGUACCCUGAACAAGCAAACCAACCAGUUGCAAGCCUUCAGUCGAAUGGCUGGGGUUUCUGUCGAAAUCCUCUUCCAGAUCGCCUGGGGCCUUGUCCUCCGAUGCUACACAGGCAAUGACGAUGUCUGUUUUGGCUACUGGGCUUCGCAGACUGACGACCCGGCGUCUAUUGCUGUUGCACGUUUAAUGUUGAACAACGAAGCCAACUUGAUUGAAACAUUGCUCAAGACCAAGACCGACUUCGAAAAAAGUAAAGAAAAUUUUGAAGAGCUUACUGUCGUCAAGCACCAGCUCGGUUUGGACGACGCCAACGUUUUCAACACUCUUCUCACCUACCGUGCUGCUGAGUCUCUUCCACCACGCCGUCCUCGUGAUUCUGUCACGACAAAGGCCUACAAUGUUGCUGUUACAGCCCAAGUAUCUGCCUCUGUCGCCGAAAUCCACUUCAGCUAUUCCACGGAAACCUUGACCUCGGUCCAAGUCACCCAUGUCAUUGACACUUUCGACCAAAUUUUGAACGACAUUAUCUCUGCCGACCCUCGCAAGCGAUCGAUCGGAAAUCUUGAUCUUCUCUCUCAGCGAUCUUGCCGACAAAUUCGUGACUGGAAUGCUACCAUGCCCCCGCGUGUUGAGAAGUGCGCAGAUGAAUUGAUCCAACAACAAGCACUUCUCCACCCUCGCGCCGAGGCCAUUUGCUCAUGGGACAAAGAUUUCACCUAUGGCCAGUUAGAGAUCGUUGCAAGCCGACUUGCGCGCUACUUGACUAGUUGCGGCAUCAAACCCGAAGUCUUCGUUGUACUGUGCUUCGAGAAGUCCGCCUGGGCGAUUGUUGCGCAGUUGGCAGUUCUGAAGGCCGGUGGCGCCUUUGUCUCUAUUGACCCCUCUCACCCCGAUUCUCGCCUCCAGAUGCUUAUUGAAGAGAUUGGCGCCGAUCUGGUCCUCUGCUCAGCUACCUUGCAGUCCAAGAUGUCCAAGCUUUGCAAGAAGGCUCUCGCUGUAUCUCAUACCGGCAUUUCUCAACUUCCCGAGUCCCCUCUGGCCCUGCCUGGUACUCGCCCGACCCCUUCGAAUGCAGCCUACGCUAUCUUCACCUCGGGAACUACUGGAAAGCCAAAAGCGACGGUUGUGGAACACAUGGCUCUGAGCACCACCGCUGUUGCCAUGAUGGAUGCGCUUCACAUGAACUCCGGAACUCGUGCAUUGCAAUUCUCUAACUAUACUUUCGACGUCAGUGUUCUUGAAAUUAUGAUGACCUUGAUGAACGGCGGAUGUGUCUGCGUGCCCAGUGAAGAAGAGCGCAUGAACAACCUUGGAGGUGCUAUUCGCCGCAUGGAAGCCAACUACAUGUCUUCCCCUCCCGCCAUUGUGAACACCCUUGAGCCCAAGUCUGUUCCCACCUUGAAGACCAUUAUCACUGGAGGUGAGAAGAUGCCUGCCAACCACAUCGACCGUUGGCACGAUCGAUAUGUCAUCAACGCCUAUGGUCCUUCUGAAGCGACCGUCGUUGCUACUGUCGGCGUCAAGGUCGACUGGGAUGGAAACCGUGUCAACGAUGAUCCUUCAUCCAUUGGUCUCGCGGCAAAUUGCAGAGUCUGGAUUGUCGACCCGAACAACUACAACCGCCUUCUCCCUGUCGGCGCUGUCGGUGAGAUGCUACUCGAGGGAAGCAACAUUGCCCGCGAGUACCUCGGCAACCCCGAGAAGACUAAGGCUGCCUUUGUCGAAGAUCCUGUUUGGAGCCAUCACUCUGGCCUGCAUGGGAUCUUCAAGCGCAGCGAUCGCAUGUACCGCACCGGUGAUCUUGUCCGAUACAACAGCGAUGGCACCCUCGCCUUCCUCGCCCGCAAGGAUACCCAGAUCAAGUUCAAUGGCCAGCGCAUUGAGCUUGAGGAGAUCGAGCACCAAUGCACUCGAUGCCUUCCCGCGGGCUCCCAAGUCGCCGUUGAUGUCGUUGUCCCUCAAGAAAAGACCGUUGCCAAAGGCCUGGCUGCCUUCUUUACUGUCCAUGACGGAGACUCAGAGCAGGGUGGCACUAAUGAUCAGUUCGCUCCCACCAUCCCUGGAGCAGACCCACUGCUUUUGCCUAUCUCCGUCAGCAACAUGGACGCUGUGCAGAAGCUGAAGUCUUCAUUACCAGACUAUCUUCCCCAGAGCAUGAUGCCUCGCCUUUUCUUCCCCUUGCGGAACCUUCCAUUCACAUCGUCUGCAAAGAUCGACCGUCGACGUCUUCGUGCCAUGGUUCAAACCCUUCCCAAAGAAACUUUGAAAUCUUACAUCACAUUCAACACUGGAGUUAAAUCUGAAGAGACCUCCGAUGAUGGCAUUGAAGCCCAGCUUCGCACGCUCUGGGAAACGACCCUCGACCUUGAAGCCGGAUCUGUUACGAAUGAAGACAGCUUCUUCGCCCUUGGUGGUGAUUCGUUCUCAGCCAUGAACCUCGUCGGAGCUGCCCAAGCUGAAGGAAUCUUGCUCAAUGUUGCUACCAUUUUCAAGAACCCCGUUUUGAUUGACAUGGCGAAGAUUUGCUCAAGCUCCACCGAUGCACCACCCGUUAAGCACACGAACCUCAAUCCAUUCUCACUCUUGCCUUCUGGUGUUGACCUAGAGGGGCUUCUUGACGAAGUCAGCGAAGGAUGCGUCGUGUCCAAGGAUUCCGUCACCGAUGUCUAUCCUUGCAGUGCUGUGCAAGAAGGUCUCUUGACUAUGUCGGUCAAACACCAUGGUGCAUACGUUGCGCAGCCAGCCUUCCGCCUCGCUGACGGCGCAGAUCUCGAUCGCUUCAAGGCUGCCUGGGAGCAGACUGUCGCUGACCUUGAUAUCCUCCGCACUCGUAUCAUCCACACUGAAGCCAUGAACUUUGCCCAGGCUAUUAUCAAGGAAGACCCUAUCUCUUGGGUCCACGCCGAGUCCUUUGAACAGCUCCCAAGCGAUGCAAUCGAACUGCCCAAGUACAACGGUGGUCGUUUGACUGGCUAUGCUAUUGUCCAGCCCCGCGGCUCAUCUGCUCGAUACUUUGUUUGGUCCGUCCAUCACGCCCUCUACGAUGGCUGGAGCAUUCCUUUGAUUUACCGCCGAUUUGAAGAGAACUACAAGGCAUCGUUGAACAAAGAGCCUGCCGCCUCCUACGGUCUCUUCAUUGAGCACCUGAGCAAGAAAGACAUGGCUGAAUCCGACGCCUUCUGGAAGUCUUACCUCGCAGACAUUUCAAGCAAUGCUUUCCCGCAAAGCAAGAACGCCGUUCCAGAUGCCAUUCGCGCCGGAAAUACCCAACACCACAAGAUUGAUAUUUCCCGACCGGCGAACAGUGUUGACUUCACAAUUCCUGUUCUUCUACGCGCAGCUUGGGCCAUCGUCCUUGCUUCACACACCGCGUCCCCUGAUGUGUGCUUUGGCGAGACUCUCUCCGGUCGCAACAUUGACCUCCCUGGAGUUGGCGACAUCGCUGGUCCUGUUUUGACUACUAUCCCAACUCGCAUUCAUGUUGUCAAUGACGUUUCCGUUGUUCAGUACCUGGAAAAUAUUCACAAGUCAACCACCGAUAUGAUUCCCCAUCUCCACGCAGGCCUCCAGCGCAUCCGUCAAAUCAGCUCUGACACUGCAUCGGGUUGCAAUUUCCAAAACUUGCUGGUCAUUCAGCCUACAGAGGGUCAGCUCAACGAUAGCAUCUGGAUUGACGAGAAGCGCGAGACCAGCGAAGACUUCUUCACCCACCCGCUGGUCUUGGAGUGCGGUAUUUCAAAGACCGCCAUUUCUUUCACUGCUCACCACGAUGAGCUUGUGGUCAGUGGCUGGCAGACCAAGCGUCUGAUUGAACAGUUUGGUCAUGUCCUGCAGCAGCUGAUGUCAAUUCCCAAGACUAGCAAAGGAAAGGUGUCCGAGCUAGAAAUCGCCUGUCCCCAGGACAAGGCUAUCAUUGCUGAUUGGAACAAGCGUGUACCACUUACCGUUGAGAAGUGCGUUCAUGACUUGAUUCGUGAAAAGUCUGUUGAGACACCCGAUGCUCCGGCCGUUUGCGCCUGGGAUGGUCAGCUUACUUACCGAGAACUCUGGAAUCUUGCUUCGUCCUUCGCCAAUUACCUUGUUUCACGUGGAGUUGGUCCUGAAGUUCUUGUUCCUGUCUGUCUUGACAAGUCAGCUUGGGCCAUGGUCACAUUGAUCAGUAUUAUGAUUGCUGGUGGUGCCUAUGUGCCUCUUGAUCCACACCAUCCCACAUCCCGACACGAGGAAAUUUUGGCUGAUGUUGGAGCAAACAUGAUUCUGUGUACUCCAAACUACACCAACAAGUACAGCAGAGUUGUGAAGACCGUUAUUCCAAUCAGCAAAGAGACUCUCAAGGCCUAUGGAUCUAUCAACUCCAGUUUCCAGAGCCGCAAGCAGGCCACUCCUUCGAAUAUGGCAUAUGCCCUAUUCACUUCUGGCAGCACGGGUCGUGCCAAGGGUAUCAUCGUGGAGCACCGCAACUGUGUCAGCAGUAUCAUGGCCUUUGCUCCAAUUACCUUCCUGACGUCCACAUCCAGAGUGUUUCAAUUCGCGUCAUUGACGUUCGAUGCUGCUAUCGUGGAGACUCUUGGAAUUUUGAUGAUCGGUGGCUGCAUCUGUGUUCCCAGCGAGGACGAGAGAAUCAACGACCUUGCUGGCUCUAUCAGACGUAUGAACGUGAACUGGGUUUUCUUCACUCCUUCGAUCGCAAGCAUCAUCGAACCGUCCUCCGUUCCGUCUCUUAAGCACAUGACAGUUGGAGGAGAGAGGGUUCCCCAAGAAGUUGUGACCAAAUGGGUCAACUCCGUGAAGUUCAUCAAUGUCUAUGGACCAACAGAGACUGUUGUAUUCGCAACAAUUGACUCCGAUGUCGAAUCCCACCGUGAUCCCGCUCGAAUUGGACACGGCAUUCCGAGCACUUUGACCUGGAUUGUGGAUCCCGAAAACCACGACAAACUCGCGCCCCUGGGCGCGGUCGGAGAACUCGCUCUCGAGGGAAUGGCUUUGGCUAGAGAAUACAUGAAGAACCCGGAGAAAAAUGCCGAAUGCUUCAUUGAAAACCCAGCCUGGGGGAAAGAGUUCCAAUCCCACCUCCAAUCACCCCAAAGAAUCUACAAGACUGGUGACCUUUGCUACUACAACUCCGAUGGUUCCGUGCAGUACGUCAGUCGCAAAGACCACCAGGUCAAGGUGAACGGUCAACGAAUGGAGCUUGGUGAAAUUGAGUGCCGCAUUGAAGCGAAUACUACUAUUGUCCGUCAUGCCGUUGUCAUCUUGCCCAAGGCCGGGCCCUUCCAGAAACGACUUGUUACUGUAAUGUCACUAAACAAGAUUCCUGCCGACAACAUCAUUUCCGACAAGCCUUGCGAGCUCAUCGACGAGGAUGAUUUCAACAAAUGCGGACUUGCUGACCUAGUCGAGGUUCAAAAGAGCCUUGAGACUCAGCUUCCGAUCUAUAUGGUUCCGGCAAGCUGGGCUUUGAUCAAGAAGCUGCCCAUGCUUGUUUCUGGCAAGCUUGAUCGCAAGAAAAUUACUGCGUGGUUGGAGAACAUCGAUGAUGCUUCUUACGAGCGCAUCAUGCAAGAUUAUGACUCUAUGAAACGUGGUCCCAGCGAGAAACCACAGGAACAGCAGCAGCAAGAUGGCCCGCUUAAGGUUCUCCGCGAAAUUUUCUCGCAGGUACUGAACAUCUCUUUGUCCAAAGUCAAUGUUGACCGUUCUUUCGUCAGCUUAGGCGGCGACAGCAUCACUGGCAUGGCAGUCAUUUCCCGGGCGCGUAAGCAGGGUCUUGUCUUGACACUGAACAACAUACUCCAAAGUCAAUCUCUCAAAGAACUGGCGCAAGUCUCCAAGUCUAACGCUCCUGUGACUGCCAUCCGCGAGGAGAAGGCUGGGGAGGGCUUUGCUCUCUCUCCUGUUCAGAAGCUUUACAUGCAAUCUUCAACCUCAUUCCAGGGCGCAGCCCGAUUUAACCAGAGCAUGACUGUUCGGAUCUCUCGCAGGGUUGAGGCAGAGGUGUUGCGACGGUCCAUCAAGGCCGUCACCAGCCAACACGCCAUGUUCCGCGCCCGAUUCAGUAAGGGUGUUGAUGGGAAGUGGCAGCAAAAGGGAGUAGCGCAGGUUGAUCAAUCCUUCCGCUUCAACGUGCACUCCGUGAGUGACACGCGUGCGAUGGUUCCCAAGAUUGCCGAGAGCCAAUCUUGCCUCGAUCCCAUGAAUGGACCUAUCUUCGCAGCUGAUCUGUUCAACCUUCGCACAGGUGGCCAGGUACUUUUCUUAGUCGCCCACCAUCUCUGUGUUGACAUGGUUUCCUGGCGCAUUGUUCUGUCUGACUUGGAGGAGUUGAUCAUCUCUGGCUCUCUCUCAGAUGAAAAGGCCCUCUCGUUCCAGAGCUGGUGCGCUAUGCAACUCGACAGAUCCAAGACGCAUGAUACCGACCUUAUGCUGCCUUUCACUCCUGAAGCAUCAAACCUGUCCUACUGGGGAAUGCAAGACACUCCCAACGUCUAUGGUGACAUCAAGAUGGAAUCCUUCAGCUUGGGCGAAGAGGCCACCAGGUUCAUUCUUGACGGCUGUCAUGAAGUUUUUGGAACUGAAACCGUGGACAUCCUACUCGCUUCGAUCAUUCACUCUUUCAGCCACAUUUUCAAGGACCGUAAGGUGCCGACUAUCUACAAUGAGGGCCAUGGCCGUGAAUCCUGGGACUCAAGCGUAGAUUUAUCUCGAACUGUUGGAUGGUUUACGACAAUGUCGCCUUUGCUUGUCGAUGGACCACAAGGAGGGGUCGUGGACAUGAUCAAGCGUGUCAAAGACACUCGCCGAAAGCUCGUCGACAAUGGGCGACCGUACUUUGCAAAGAGCCUCCUCCAAGCGGGUGGCGAUGAUUUCCAGGUUCCAAUGGAAAUCUUGUUCAACUACCUUGGCAAGAUGCAACAGCUUGAGCGUGCAGACUCUCUGUUCCGUCACCAAGGCAAUGUCUUUGACAGCUCCGAUUUUGCGGUCGCAGGCGACAUGGGGCCUGAGACCAUCCGCUUUGCACUCUUCGAAGUCUCUGCUAUCAUAGUGAAAGAGCGCUUGAAUGUCGCAUUCACAUACAACCGGAAGAUGCAAAAUGAGCCACAAAUUCGUCGCUGGAUGCUACAGUGCAAGCAGACGUUGGAGAAGGACAUUUCGACGCUCAAGACUGCGACUCCCGAGCCCACUCUGAGCGACUAUCCUUUGCUGCCCAUCACGUACAACGGCCUGCAAACUCUCACCAACCACACUUUCCGCAAGCUCAGUAUUCGCAGCAAGAGCGAGGUGGAAGACAUCUACCCCUGCUCUCCCAUGCAAGAGGGGUUGCUACUCAGCCAACUUCGUGAUCCCAGUGCUUAUAUGUUCCACACCAUCUUUGAAAUCAAAGACGCGCGUACUGGUAAGGUUGAUGCGGAGAGACUUGCCCAAUCAUGGCAGAUGCUUGUUGAGCGACACCCAGUCCUUCGAACAGUCUUCAUCGACAGCAACUACAGUGGCGGCUCGUUUGAUCAGCUUGUUUUCAAGCACAUUCCCGAUCAUGUCCUCCGAGUGGAAUGCCCAGACUCCCAAGUGCAAGAGAAGUUGAGUGCCAUAUCCCUACACAAUAUCAACGCCAUGCGCCCCGCGAAGAUUUCCAACCAGUUCACUGUCUGCAAGACUCCUACUGGGCGAGUCUUUGUGAAGCUUGAAAUUAAUCAUGCUGUCAUUGAUGGCGGUGGUGUGGAUGUUUUGUUGCGCGACUUGACCAUGGCCUAUGACCGCCGAUUGUCUGAAGGCCCCGGUCCCUCCUUCAGUGAAUACAUCAAAUUCAUCAGAACUCAGAGCCGAGGCCAAGCUCUUGACCACUGGAAGAAAUAUCUUAGUGGUGUCAACCCUUGUCACCUUACUUCGAGCCCUGGCUACCGUGCCAGCCGUGAGCUCAAGGGCAUUCUGAUGAAUUUCCAGCGAUACCCAGAACUUCUGGGCUUCUGCGAGCGAGCUUCUGUCACAUUGGCCAACUUGACUCUUUCCGCCUGGGCUAUCGUCCUGAAGCAGUUCACCGGCUCGGAUGAUGUUUGCUUCGGCUACCUCUCCGCUGGUCGCGAUGCCCCCGUCAACGGUAUCCAAGACAUGGUUGGCAUAUUUAUCAACAUGCUUUGCUGCCGUGUUCGAUUCUCCCCCUCGCAUUCUCUCAGCGAGAUUUCGAAGCGGGUCAACAGUGACUAUAUUAGCAGCAUUCCCCAUCAAAGCUGUUCGCUGGCUAGCAUUCAACAUGAACUUGGAUGGCAGAGCCAGUCCUUGUUCAACACCACCUUAUCCAUUCAGAAUCACACCGUUGCUGGCGGUACCAAGGAAAAGGGCCUGUCCUUUGACCUACAGCAUGCUCACGAUCCUAGUGAGUACGCUGUCACUGUCAAUGUCGACAUUUCCCGUGGUAGCGAAGGUAUCAUGCUUCGAUACUGGAACGAUGUCAUCUCCGAUGAUCAAGCCCAGUCUUUGGUGGAUACUAUUGCCAAGGUCUUCACGGGAUUCAUUGAGUCACCUAUGGCCAGCAUCGCUUCGUCCAACUUCACCAGCAACGUUGCCGACGAAGUGGCCUCGGAGUCAAACUACUCGCAGUCGACUGCGCACUCAAAGAUGAAGCCUGUGACGGACUCCUUGGACGGCACUGCUAUUCAGAAGAUUAUUGAUGACCGUGUUCAUGAGAUUAUUAGUCAGAUGUUGAGGGAAGGCAAGUUGAUGGUUCCACAGAUUCAGACUUCUGGGCUUUCAACCUAUGGGGCUACUGAUGAUGGAAUUGAGUCGCCUUACCCAUUGGAGCGGAUGCAAGGAGCGGAUGAUUCGGGUGUUUGUUCGGCAACCUCGAGAUGUAGCGAGGAGGGGGUGAUGGCUGAUGUGGAAAGGAGACUUUGGAAUCUUUGGAGCAAUGCUUUGGGUCUCUCACCAAAUGUGGUGAGGCAUCAGGACAGCUUCUUCAAGCUUGGAGGAGAUAGUAUCAUUGCCAUGAAGAUGGUUAGUGCUGCUCGUGAGGAUGGAUUGGUUCUAACUGUCGCGGAUGUUUUCAACAAUCCUGUUUUCGAGGACAUGCUCACUACUGUUCGCGCUGCCAACUUGACGCAGCAAAUUCUCAAUGCGGACCUCCAGUCUGCUCACAAGGAGGUCGACUCGUUCACAGACAGCAAACUGGGCACACUGGCGCAGACCCCAUCGUCAGAGAGCCUCACUGUCCUGCGCCCCACAAAGGCCAUGGAUGAUGAUUCUCUUCAGCGUGGCAUUUGUCCCAAGAUUGGUGUCUUCAAGGGCGGCAUCGCCGAUGUUCUCCCUGUCACUGAUUUCCAGGCUAUGUCUUUGACUGCGACUCUCUUCAAGUCUAGGUGGAUGUUAAACUACUUCUUCUUGGAAGGCAAUGGUCCUUUGGACCUCCGACGUCUCCGUGAGAGCUGUCUUAAGGUGGUCGACGCGUUUGAUAUCUUACGAACUGUAUUUGUUUGCUUCCAUGACCAGUUUUUCCAGGUUGUGCUUCGCAAAAUUCGUCCCAGCAUCUUUGUCUACGACACUGAUCGUGGUCUGGACGAGUUCACACAGACCUUGCAGCAACGUGACAGAGAGUAUGGCCCACGCGAGGGCGAACAAUAUGUUCAGUUCUAUGUUGUCAAGAAGAAGGGGACCGACCAACAUCGCAUCAUGAUCCGCCUGUCUCACACCCAGUAUGACGGAGUGUGUCUAUCGAAGAUCAUGGCUGCAAUCAAGUACGGCUAUGAAGGCAGUCCUCUUCCCCCAGUUACUCCAUACGCCAGCUACCUUCGUCAAUUGCCCGGAACUGUGGGCCCUGAUCACUACAACCAUUGGUCCACCCUCCUGAAAGGAUCGCAAAUGACCCAGGUUGUCAACCGCAAGGGAACUAGCAUGUUCCAAAAUGUCGGAGCUUUCACUGAGAUUCGUAAAACCAUUGAGAUCCCCCCGACGGCCCUUGGAAACGUUACUGUCGCCACGCUGAUGCAAGCUUCCUGGGCCUUGACUCUCGCCAAGCUAUCUUCUCAAUCCGAUGUUGUCUUCGGUCUCACAAUCAGUGGUCGCAACGCGACUGUUCCUGGCAUCGAGACAACUGUCGGCCCUUGCGUCAACGUGAUUCCAGUUCGUGUCAACUUCAACGACAAUUGGACCGGUCUGGAGCUCUUCCGUUAUCUCCAAGAUCAGCAAGUGUCCAACAUGCCGUACGAGUCACUUGGCUUCCGUGAAAUCAUCAAGCAGUGCACCGACUGGCCAGCCUGGACUUACUUCACUACCUCGGUCUUCCACCAAAACCUUGAAUACGAAGGAACUCUUGAGCUGGAUAACAGAAAGUACCGCAUGGGUGGUGCAGGUGUCAACGACAACUUCGCCGACCUGACAAUGGUCUCUCGACCUGCAGACGAGCGCAACCUCAACGUCACCCUCGGCUACUCCGAGAAGGGGCCCAUCCUCCCCGACUUCGCUGAAAAGGUCCUCGAUAUGGUCUGCGAGACUGCCCAGUCUCUCAUCGCCAACCCAUCGACGGCUCUCCCGUCGCCCAACACGCUGCGCUCCCUGCCACCCCAGGCCAUUGAUGACCUCCCUCGCACAACAGACGAGCACUUCCUCAGCGCGCACCUGAAGUCGCGCUCCAUCGCGGAGCUCCUCGUCCACUCGGACAUUCUUUCCCGCUCAUGGCACCAGGUCUUACCUCCCCGUGCCUCAACCAACACCGUCGACCCAGAAGCAGAUGACAAGCCCGCGAACCAAGCUGCAUUCCAGCUCGAUUCUUCAUUCUUCGAUCUGGGCGGUGAUAUCUUCAACAUGGCACAGUUGACCUGGUUGUUAGAGCAAGAGGGCCUCAAGGUCCGUCUCGAGGAUCUACUUGAGCAUCCUUCUUUCUUGGGUCAAAUGGCUGUUCUAGCGCUCCACAAUGCUAAGCACCAGGAGGAUAUCCCGGCUGACUUUGCCUCUGGUGCUGUCUCGCCCGAUCCGUCUGUGAGGACUCGUGUUGAGAAGAAGAAGACCUGGGAGAAGGCUAUGACUCUUGCGAGAAAAUUGACACGUCGCAACACCAGCAUGGUCUCUAGUCGUGCAUCUACCCCGACUCGUGCCUGA